Molecule: messenger RNA, 1495 nt
Organism: Dendrobium catenatum
Lineage: Eukaryota; Viridiplantae; Streptophyta; Magnoliopsida; Asparagales; Orchidaceae
Product: transcription factor TCP20
Exons: 2
Coding region: 163-1065 (300 amino acids)
Cellular component (GO): nucleus
Molecular function (GO): DNA-binding transcription factor activity; sequence-specific DNA binding
Source: RefSeq, a predicted model, not a curated record
UCUCUCUCUCUCUCUCUCUCUCUCUCUCUCUCUCUCUCUCUUUUUCACAAAAGCCAACUCCACUUACAUCACUUGCCCUCCAACCCAAAUCCCUUUCUUGCUCCAACACAAAACCCUAAAAUCCCACCUUUCCCCUUAUUCUUCUAUAUUCCUUCUCUUUCGAUGGAUCCCCACGGUUCUUCCGAGCUCCAACAUGAGCCCCCCAAGUUUCUCCAGAGCCAAGAAAAGGCGGAGACACAGAGGGAGCUACAGAUGGUGAUUUCCACCUCUGAGAGGGAAUUCCCUCUUGUAGCUACCGCGGAGAAAGACGAUCAAAGGAAGCAGCUUGCUCCAAAGAGAAGCUCAAACAAGGAUCGACACACCAAAGUCGACGGCCGCGGCCGGAGAAUCCGUAUGCCGGCCCUCUGCGCCGCCCGAAUCUUCCAGCUCACGCGGGAACUUGGUCACAAAUCCGACGGCGAGACCAUCCAGUGGCUUCUUCAGCAAGCUGAGCCUUCCAUCAUCGCUGCAACGGGCUCAGGGACCAUCCCGGCCUCGGCCCUAGCUGCCGCCGCACCUUCUUCUAUCUCCCACGCUUCCACUGCAGCCGCCGGACUCCACCCCAUGCUUAAUGACCCACCGCCCUCUACCUCUGCUGCAGCUUCAAGGCCCAAUUGGGCUGCCAGCCUAUGGCCGCCGCCUGUUCCUGGAUUUGGUAGUCAAGGAUUCCUCCCGACCUCCAAUCUUGGUGGAAGCAGUGAAGGGCCUGCCGGUGGAGGGUUUAUGCAGAGAAUUGGCUUACCGGGGUUAGAGCUUCCGGGGGCUAAUCUGGGCCAAAUGAGCUUUGCUUCAUUGCUCAGUGGGCAUGGACAGCAGAUCCCCGGGCUUGAGCUAGGGCUCUCCCAAGAUGGACACAUUGGGGUUUUGAACCCUCAUGCUUUGGGCCAGUUUUAUCUGCAGAUGGGACAAGGAAGAGGGGGUGGAAGUGAUGAGCAAUUACAGCAUCAACAUCAACAUCAUCAUCAGCAGCAGCAGCAGAGUCAUGGUUCUCUGAACAAGGAUGAUUCUGAUGGAUCAACUCAGUAAAUGAGAAAUUCCAUCAAUUAUCUAUAUUGGUUUUUCUCUGAAUGUAAUUUUGUCAAGAUAAUGGAGGAAGGAAGCUAGAGAAUAAUUUGUUGUUAAUGAUAUGUGGUGAUUGCUUCUACCUCUGUUCGAUUUAUGGGGAUUAUUCUCCUCAUCCGGGUAAAUUGCUUUCGUUCAAUAAUUCGAUAUGUGGUACAUAUGGCAUGGAAUAAGUGUGUUUACAAUUGUUGUGUCACACUAUUUUCUGUGCAGGUGUAGGUUGAAUUUAGCUGAAUGGCUUACAGUGGAGCUAUAUAUAUAUAGUUUACUAUUAAAGUUUGUAGAUAUUUAGCUUAGGCUUCCUUCAAUGAUUUAUUUUGUUUUCAAGGUAUUGAUCUGUUAGAAUUAUCUUGUUCUAUCUGAAUUCUGAACAAUAAAUCAUUGCAUUUUAUAA